Molecule: messenger RNA, 1555 nt
Organism: Paramecium sonneborni
Lineage: Eukaryota; Ciliophora; Oligohymenophorea; Peniculida; Parameciidae
Source: the annotation of a GenBank genome assembly
AUGAAUUAAGAUGAAGUAAAGAGUCAAAUAUAAGAUUUGAUGGCAAUGGUAAGAUAGUUGAAGGAGAAGAUUUAAAAUUUAGAUAUUCCUGAAUUAGGAAAUCAAGCAAGUUAUAAUAAAAACACUGAUUUGAUAGAAGGUUCAAAAUAACAGCUACAUCAUAUAAUAACUUAAUAUUUUAAAGAUAUACAAAAUAUCUAUAUAUACUUGAGUAGAUUUUAUCCAACAACAGCAUUAAAAUGUAUGUGAUAUAGAUAUAUAAAAGAAUAUAUGAAAUAAGAGAUUGAAAGUAUAUUUGCUUAAUUGUCAGAAUACAAGAAGAAAAUGAAUGAUAAACAAUUUUCUUAAAUAGAUUAUGAAGAUUUUUAGGCAGCAAAUUAUCCUGCAAAGAAAGAUGAUAUAUAAUAGGAAUGCAUGUAAAUUUAGAGUGAAAGUUAUCCAAAUCAUACAAGUGAAUGUAUGCCUAAUAUAAAAAUUCAAAAUAGAAUAACAGAAAGUUUAUAUUUUGGUUUAAAUUAAUAUGCUUCAGUAUAUUGGCCAAGUAAGAAAGGAAAGACACAAAAUGUUUAUAUAAAUAAAGCAAAUUAUUUCUUAGAAAGUUCAAUGUAAAUAAUUUAAUAUUAUUUAUAAGAUGUAUACCAUACGUUUAAGAUAAUAAACUAUAUGGAUAUGAUUAUAAUUCAUAAAAGAUCUAUGAAACAUAAUUGAAUGAAUAGAUAGCAGAUCAGAGUUCAAUGUUAAAUUUACCAAAUGGUAAUUUAUUCAUAAGUGGAGGAGUGAAUGCGUAAGGUUAGAUAUUAGGAGAAUGCAGAUUAAUUGAUAUUUAAAAAGGAAUUGUACAAAAGAUACAAGAAAUGUUGGUUAAAAGAGUUGGACAUACAUUAGUAUAUAUAUAACCAAAUACAUUUUGGUCAGAUGCACCAAAAGGUUAUAUUUAUGCAAUAGGAGGAAGAACACAUAAUAAUUAUAGAACUAAAUUAUGUGAAAGAUUCAAUAUAGAAACUUAAUAAUGGGAAGAGAUAUCAAAAUUAAAUGAAGCUAGAUCAAGAUCUUCAUGUGCUUAUUGUGAAGAAAUGCAUAGUAUAUUUGUAUUUUUUGGAACAUCAAGUUUAUAAUUAAAUGUUGUAAGUGCAGAAAGAUAUGAUUUAUUAUCAAAGAAAUGGGAAAGAUUAAUUAUUAAUAAUUAAUUAGAAGGAUUUGAUGUAAGUUGGGGAAAUGCUAUAUGUAUUAAUGAAGAUUAAAUACUACUCUUUGGAGGAUUAAAAGAUAGCUAAUAUUUUGAGAAUAAUCUUUAUUUCAGUAAAAAAAUAUUAGUUUAUAAUAUCUAAAAUGAAAGGUAUAUUAUAUAAUAUAAUAAUUAAAAAGUAUUACAGUAAAUGAUAGUCAAUUACCAGUUGAUUUAUUACCAUUAACUUCAAUUAUUCAUUAAAACAAAGUAUAUAGUGUUGGUAAAUAUAUGAGUUGUGUUUAAUUACCACCUCAUUAAAGUUUGGGAGAAGGAGCAUUUCUAGUAGAAAUUGGAGAUGUUAAUUCAAUUAGUUGCUUUUUUGGAUGA